AUGCAUGUGUCUUUCCUUGCCUUGGCCGCUACGGCUGUGGGCAGUUUUGCUUUCCCCACAUCCAACUUUGGCGGUGCUGAGAAACGCUCUUUUGCAAAGACCAACAUCUUUGAGUCAAUCAACGCAGCACCCACCAGAUGGGCUAAGCAGGAUAUCCAUGAAUUCAGCAAAGAUGACGCAACAAUGGAACUGCGUAUUCAACUCGUACAUCAGGACAUGGAUAAGUUUCACGAGCUUGCUCUAAACAUUGCAACCCCUGGUCAUACGCUGUACGGAAAGCAUGUCUCACAGGAUGUCAUCGACAGCAUGAUUGCGCCCAAGGAUGAAUCGAAGUCACUUGUACUAGACUGGCUUCGUCAACAGGGUCUCGCAGACAACGCAUCUAUUUCGACCCGUGGUAACACGAUCAUUGUGAAAGCCACUAUUAGCCAGGCCGAAAAGCUCCUCGAAGCCGACUACAAUACUUAUACCAAUGCCGAGACGGGCGAGCAGGUUGUCAGGACUCUCGCGUACAGCAUUCCAGAGAGCCUCAAUGGCCACGUGAGCAUGAUACAGCCCACGACGUUCUUCGGCUUCCGUUCAACCGUUAGCGAGGUCGCUCCGGCCUCCGAACCAAAGAGCGCAUUUGAGAUUGAAGCAGUAGCUGCAACUUGUACUAGUGGAGUCACGCCCGAAUGUCUUUCCAACUUGUACAACUUUGCCUCAAGCACUGCCUCUCAGAGCAACGGUCUUAUUGGGAUCGCCGGCUUUCUUGAGCAACACCCCAGUCAAUCGGACUUGAAAACUUUCUUGACCAAUUAUGCUAUUACUGGUAAUACGGCGGAGACGUAUACUUGCGCGCUUAUCAACAGUGGCACUUGUCCUGCCAAACCUGGUAGUGCUGUCGGUGUGGAGGCCAACCUCGACGUGCAAUACGCUCGUGCGAUCACCAAGCAAAUUCCUAAUGUCUUCUACAGCGUGGGAGGCCGGCCUCCAAUCAGUGGCGGUGGUACUAACACUAAUGAGCCUUACCUUGAGUUCCUGGAAUACCUUCAGGGCCUCGAUGACACGAAUCUACCUAAUACUCUCUCGAUUUCUUAUGGUGAUGAUGAAAGUACUGUACCAUUGAGUUACGCCGAUAACGUAUGCAACUUGUUCUCUCAGCUUGGCGCCCGUGGUGUCUCAAUACUCGCAUCUUCUGGCGAUUCCAGCGUAGGAACCACAUGCAAGCUGAAUGGCAAAACUCAAUUCACGACAGCAUUUCCCGCGGCGUGUCCAUGGAUCACGUCGGUUGGUGGUACCCAGGGUACAGCGACUGAACAAGCUUGGACAAGCGGUGGUGCAGGGUUCUCCGAGGUAUUUGGCCAACCAAGCUACCAGACAGCUGCCGUCCAGAAAUGGAUAUCGAGCAACAAAGACGGUGUGUCUGCGUACUUCAAUGCAUCUGGCCGUGCGUAUCCCGAUGUGGCGGCGCAAGCUACCAAUGUUCGCAUCGUCGUCAACGGCGCCGUGACCACGGUUGCUGGAACAAGCUGUUCCUCACCAAUUUUCGCUGGUGUGAUUCAACUUAUCAACAGUGAGCGCUUAGCUGGAGGCAAGUCUCCGCUAGGUUUCUUGAACCCUUGGCUAUACUCAAACGCCAGCUCUGGUUUCAAUGAUAUCGCUACCGGCAAGUCUACUGGAUGCCGAAGUGUGAUUACUGGGGGUGCCGGCUUUUCUGCUAUUUCUGGGUGGGACCCUGCAACCGGAUGGGGAACUCCUGAUUACGCAAAGCUAUUGGCUAUCUCAAAUGCUACCUAG
Messenger RNA from Truncatella angustata, 1779 nucleotides. RefSeq names its product peptidase S8/S53 domain-containing protein. Bases 1 to 1779 code for a protein of 592 amino acids. The record is from RefSeq and is a predicted model, not a curated record. Gene Ontology annotation, biological process: proteolysis. Gene Ontology annotation, molecular function: tripeptidyl-peptidase activity; serine-type endopeptidase activity. NCBI's taxonomy places the organism in Eukaryota, Fungi, Ascomycota, Sordariomycetes, Amphisphaeriales, Sporocadaceae. The transcript is spliced from 4 exons.